AUGAGCUUUCCGCCUCUUCGCGAUCCGUUCGCUACCCCUGAUCCGACUCCUUCCCGCCCAGUUGAUCCAACACUUCCCAUCCAAGGCACUGACUCCGAUGCGCUUCUGUCUCGAUGGAGUGCUGUACAGACAGGGUAUCUACAUGAUCCAUAUAUUCAGCACUUCGUGCCAUUACGACAGCGUCGGUCGCAGCGCAGACCACCAGUGAUUAACCGUGGAACAUGGGUGCGGACAUUGGCUAUCGAUGCAUUAGUGGAGAGGUUUCUCGAGGUAACUGAAGAUAAGGAAAGGGCAGGUAGUGAGAUAAAGAGGCAGGUUGUCAGUUUUGGUGCUGGGAGUGAUACGCGAUAUUGGAGAUUGAUGGAGCGUUUGCGAAUCGAGAAACCCGGUAAAUCUCCAAAUGAACAGCCGAGAAUUGAUGCCUUCCGGUGGCACGAGAUUGAUUUCCCGAGUAUGAUCAAGAAGAAGGCAAAGACCAUUGCAACUACACCAGAUCUGUUAGCUCCUAUCCGAGGUACGGACGGUUUCGAGUCUGUUCAUAUCGACCAAUCGGCAGGAACAAUAGUAUCACCAUCAUACUGCCUACAUGCUUUGGAUCUGACAAAUCUGCCUUCGCUUGCGCCGAACGAUAUACCGAACCUGGAUCCAUCAUUACCGACCCUGUUCAUCAGCGAGUGCUGCCUUAUAUACCUGCCACCAGAUAAGGUGACAGGCAUAUUGAACUGGAUUACCGGGAACUUUGGGUCUGCAGGACUCCUAAUCUACGAGCCCAUUCUUCCUCACACGCACUUUGGUAAGAUGAUGACCCACAACCUAUCAUCACGAGAUAUCACUCUCAGAACCUUUGGGACCUAUCCUGACCUCCGGUCACAAGCAAGAAGAUUCUUGGAUGGCAGAUUUACGGCAGGCACGGCGAAAGACAUAAAUGAGCUGCAUGACAAGUGGAUCCCAGAAGAUGAGAUAAGACGGGUACAAGGAGUGGAGAUGUUGGAUGAAGUGGAGGAAUGGAAGCUACUUGGUGCUCAGUAUUGCAUAUCAUGGGGCUACAAAGAAAAGGAUGCCGGCGUUAACACCUGGGCUGGAUGGAGAGGACUUGAAGACAAGUGA
This is a messenger RNA of Saitoella complicata NRRL Y-17804, 1107 nucleotides long. Its product is annotated as leucine carboxyl methyltransferase. NCBI's taxonomy places the organism in Eukaryota, Fungi, Ascomycota, Saitoellomycetes, Saitoellales, Saitoellaceae. The transcript is spliced from 2 exons. Gene Ontology annotation, molecular function: protein C-terminal leucine carboxyl O-methyltransferase activity. The record is from RefSeq and is a predicted model, not a curated record. Gene Ontology annotation, biological process: C-terminal protein methylation. The coding region runs from base 1 to 1107 and encodes 368 amino acids.